GCGACGUAUGAAGUACGGAGUGUAUAUAAGGUGACCGCAGAGAAACCAUGUUUACCGGCAUCGUAGAGACAGUCGGAGUCGUCUCCGAACUCAAUCCCCAAGCCGAGGACGGCGGCACCAACCUCACCAUCUCGAAUGCGUCCGAAAUCCUAGGAGACUGCCAUCUCGGCGACAGCAUCAGUGUCAAUGGCACCUGCUUGACCGUGACCGCCUUUGACAAAUCUACCUUCAAAGUGGGCGUUGCGCCCGAAACCCUUCGUCGCACGAACCUCGGCUCCCUGAAACAGAAUAGCAAUGUUAACCUAGAGCGCGCGGUCUCGUCGACGACGCGGAUGGGGGGGCACUUUGUUCAAGGACAUGUUGAUACCGUAGCGACGAUAUUAAAGGUUGAGCCGGAUGGAAAUGCCUUGACCUUCAGAUUUCAACCCAGGGAUAAGGGCAUCUUGCGAUAUAUAGUUGAGAAGGGUUACGUUACACUUGAUGGAGCGAGUUUGACCGUCACCAAGGUCGAUGAUGAGGCGGGGUGGUGGGAGGUCAUGUUGAUUGCAUAUACGCAGGAGAAAGUUGUCACAGCGAGCAAGAAGCCUGGUGAGGAGGUGAAUGUGGAGGUGGACCAGAUUGGGAAGUACGUCGAGAAGGCCGUGGAGGGAUACUUCUCGAAGGGAAGUAGUGGGGAACCUGCAAUUCUGGAGAAGAUGGUCGAGAGAAUUGUGGAUGCAAGAUUGUCUAAGGCCAACAAGUGAUCGAGUAACCCUUUCAAUUUCUGUCAGGUUGGCAGUUUUUAAUGCAGUCACGAAGAAG
This is a messenger RNA of Amorphotheca resinae ATCC 22711, 801 nucleotides long. RefSeq lists its product as hypothetical. The coding region runs from base 48 to 743 and encodes 231 amino acids. The record is from RefSeq and is a predicted model, not a curated record. Gene Ontology annotation, molecular function: riboflavin synthase activity. Gene Ontology annotation, biological process: riboflavin biosynthetic process. The transcript has 2 exons. Lineage: Eukaryota; Fungi; Ascomycota; Leotiomycetes; Helotiales; Amorphothecaceae.